GAAGGGAAAUCAGACACCAUAAAGUUGGUGAUUUGUGGAAGCGGAGAUGGAGCACACGUGUUUGCUGGUAUUGCAUCUUCUCGAAAAGACACUGACGUUCGAAUUCUUGCUUUGCAUGAAAAUGAAGCAAAGCGCUGGAAUACUGCACUUCAGCAAAAGAAACUUGAGGUUAAAUUUCGUCGUGAAGGUGAAAAAACCUCCAGUAUUGUAUCCAAACCAGCUCUGGUGACAAAAAACCCAGAAGAUGCUUUGCGAGAUGCUCAUAUGGUAAUAUUUAUGAUGUAUGCGUCAGGCUGUCAUCAAGUUUAUUUAGAAGCUUUAGCACCCAACGUUAAACCUGGCACCAUUAUAGUUAGUUUCUCAGGGUACCCAGAGUUUGAGUUCCAAGUUCAUCGCGUGCUGGUGGAGGUAGCGCGGCAAUGCACCAUCAUGAAAUUUAAGUCACUUCCUUGGACGUGUCAUAUCACUGAAUUUGGAGUUAAAUGUGAGGUAACUCGUACCAUGAAGACACUGCACGGGAUCGUCAAGGUAAGCUUAGCGAGUGUCGCUCAACGAGAAAUAAACGCUGACUUACUUAACCCUAGGCCUAUUCUGACCGGAGCGUUUCCUUUAAAGCUGAAUACCUUUAAAGUCGUUCAAGCGAUGACCGCCAAAAGUUAAAAACAUUUUCCUAAAACUAUAUCUGGGAACAUUUUAAAGUACUUCGUGACGAAAACAUCAACAUUGACGCUACCAUAGCAACCGAAUUUUAACAUCCAUGAUACGGGUAAAAAAGUUCUAAUUCUAUUCUGAUUUAUUUGAUGAUUUUACUUACUUUUGGUUACUUACUUAACUGCAUCCGAGAAAAUCGGUGACUUGACGAAAUUCUUCCUCCAACUGUCCAAUAUAACAGUUUGGAGUUCACGUGCCUCCAAACCAGUAUCAUCUUCCAAGAUUUUCUUUACGGUAAUUUUGGGGUGACUCACUCUUCGCCGCUUAUCAGGUUCCCACAACAGAACUCUGCCAGCUGGCUCAUUGUGUCUUGACACUUGACCAGCCAAACUAAGUCGUUUUCGUUAAUUAUCUCAGUGACACGAGGGUUCGAGCCGUAGGGAAAAUUGUUAGUGACUUUGUCUUUUCAAGACAUAUUUCGUACUUUCCUCAGCAUUACGUGUAUACGCGCCAUCGAGCUUUUUCUCCAGAGAUUUUGUCAGUGACCAUGAGUCGGACCCAUGGAGAAGUAUGCACUCGACUUUACCUUUGAACAGGCGCAUUUUAGUUGCUUUCUUAAUUGGAGAUACCCUGGUGUCGAUGUCGUGGGAUGUUUCUGUGUAACUACUCAGAGAAAGAAAGUCAUCGACCUUUCCAAUUUCUGAUCCAUCAAGAGAGAGCAUUUGAUCAUCAGAUGGUGGAUUUAGACGCAUGAACUUAGUUUUCCCCGCAUUCAAAAAGAGCCGGCCGAUAGAUUGUGAUGCCUCCUCAUCUCGGUGAAGCAAAUCUUCAGCUUCCUUGAGGACAUUCUCCAGGACAGCAAUGUCAUCCGCAUACGCGAGAUCAGAAAGAACCUCCUCUGGGUGUCUUGAACUUUGACGCUUUUUCAAUGUAAUUCCAUCAGAUGGUGAGAUGGCAGUUAUCAGGGCACAAUCGAGAAAGAUUAUGAAUGGGAACGGAGCCAGUGGAUCACCUUGAAGCACUCCAGUGUCUAUGGGGAACAGGUCGGUUUAUCACCAGCGCAGAUGUGUUUUUAUCCAUUACCUUAAUUGCUUCAACCAUCUGAUGGGGAAUCCCAUAGGCUGGGAGAAUUCUAAGUAUUUUGGUUCUGACAAUGGAGUCGAAUGCCUUUUUGAAGUCACAGCCUCUUUGUUGUGGUUUAACACUUCCUCGACAAUGCGCCUCAGUGCCAAGGUGUGGGAGGCACUGGAACGAAGCUGUCGGUGGGGCGUAAUAGCUUCUCGACGACAGGUCUAAUUCUAUUAAAAAUCAUUCAGUUGUACACAUUUGCUGCAAUUUGGGUUAAGCUGAUACCUCUGUAGUUGUCGCGAAUUGUGAGGUUUCCUUUCUUGGGCACUGGAACUAUUCCUGAGAUACCCCAUUCAUCUGGUCUAUGGUCGUCAAACGUGUGAAUGCAGAAAUCCUGUAGGAACGUCCUAACUCUUGGCAAUUUCCACAGGUCAAGAGUUAGACCAUCCAACCCAGGUGCUUUUCCUGGUUUUAUUGCUUUCAGUGCUUUGUCGACCUCUUCAACAGAUAACUGAUUAAUGCUUAUCUCUUAUUGAAAGCCAAAUACAGAGGCUAUUUUUAUGAUUUUAUAACUCUUAAUUUGACAUUAUUUUAUUAAAUUAAAUAUACCUGUUAAUGUAAUCCAGGCUUCUUCUAGUGACAAAUUUGAGAAAAAACAACAACAAAAAAUUAAAAUGACUAGGAGCCUAUCACCCAUGGGCUCCUGAACUGACCAAAUGGCAGGUUCUGGGUUCAGUUUUCAACAGCGUUUUCGAGGAAUUUCAUAACAGCUUGCAGAUUUUGUUUUGCUUCCUAAGCAUUAUUAUAUACACAGGCCAUCUUUUCUAUCACGAUUCUCUAGAUUUAUGACGGUUUUAUAAAAUGGGAUAUAUUUAAUCAGUUCGAAAACGACAGAUCCAAGAUGGCUGAUGCUUUCAGUUCUUUUUGAUGUUUUUGAUAUAUAUUUUUUUAUUUGCUACUUUUGCUAUGUUUUAACAUUGAUUUGAGCUCUGAUAAAGGGCAGAAAACACAUUAAAGACCAAGACCAUUAGUUACAUGUUUGCGGGCCAUAUUGAUAACUUCAGGGAGGCAUGAAGAAAAAAAACAACAACAAGCACAGCGGUUUGAGAGGUAACUUCAACAUCGUGCCGAAUCGAAGAUGUGUUCAUUCCAUUUAUUGUUAUAAUUAAACCUUGGCCGAAAAUAGGGACGAAUAUGCUUUAAUUAAAGAGUUUGAAACCGAAAAUGUUACAGAUAUGGACAGUAUAAACAAAUUAUGUAUUUUUUGUGUUUGUUUUACCAGAGAGGAAACGUGGCUCCAAAGAAGGACCCAGUUUGCAACUUGCAGUAUCUCCUAGGAUCCCUCCCUGUACUGAGAGUAAAGAGGAUCUAAUACGACUGUUUAUGCCUUCCAAACAGUACUACUUGUAAACUUUAUUUGAUAUAAAGUUAGAGUUUAGUUUAUCAUUAACCUCGGCAUAUUGGGUGUUUGCGUGAGUGCCCUAGCUCUGUUAUCAUUUCGUGGCAGAUUUUAGCAACACCCAUAUUUUUUCGCCUAUCGAACUCCCCCCGCCACCCCCCUCCCCCCUCAGCGAGUCGCACCAAGGGGGUGGCCUUCAGGCUGCCAGGUCCACCCCUUGCUGCAGCUUGCUUUUUUCCCACCAACAAUUAAAUUAAUGUACCUUUAUCCAGCUCAGUGUGGUAGUCUAAUGUUAUUGUAUUGCUUUUCACUGUUGAUUGACACGAACUCAUAAGCAUAUAAUUUAACUAUUUAGAAAGAAAGAAGAAAGAGAAAAUUUACUUAAGGAGGAUUAGGAACGUUUCCUGACUGGUUACCCGGUAGUUUUCGUAAUGGCCCUCCCUCCAACUAUUCAGUGCAGUGAACAGAGAAAGUCUUCCAAUCCGGUCAAAAAGGAAACUAUCUGUUCACUACGCUAAAUAGUGAAAUUGUAUGCCCUCAUUAAGACUAAAACAUCCUGAAAACCAUUCCCUCUGGUUCGCGAGGAGCGGUCACAAGAAUUUUCCAAAAAAAAUUUAAUUCUACUAUGUAAGUAUAAAAUUAGUUAAUUCUGUAUGUAAAAUGAAUGAACCAGGGUCAUGUGAAACAAUCUCUCUUGUCUUAAACAGGGUGGUAAAAUGAACAACUCGUCUUAGAUGGCAGAGAUAAGUUAGUAAGGACAAUGAUUGUGGCAAGUACCAGAAACGACAGAAAACAGAAUUUGCGCCCUUUUGCUUAUGAUUCUCUUUCACUAUCGUUUCCUCGAAUUUAAAUUUUUUCUGAGCGACGAGUCAGUACUAUACGCGCUAAUCGAUGUCCCUCACGUCCGCAGUUUAUCGGUCUUUGAAGCUUUUCAGGUCCUUCAAAGGCUUGUCUAACAUAUAUUGCGCAAUAGACUUAUCGCGUGUAUGAGUUAUGCGCAUAGAUUCACACUUGUCCGAAUUAAACCGUAACUGCCACUUGCGUGCCCAUUCUAUGAGGUUGCAAUAUCAUGUAGGUCAAAUCGAAAUUUAUGGGCAUUAAAUCAAAUAAUUUAAACCAACAAGCUUGUCAACUGAUAUUUUAGUCAAUUUCAAAGCUUCCAGUUCUUUUAAUAAAUAAUAAUAAUAAAUAUAAAACUUAUAUUGCGCAUAAACAAUAGAAUGCCUGCCAUAAUGGAGGCAAUUAUGUCAGGUACAUACUCCCUUAGAUUUCUUCAAAAAAACUCCUGGUACAGAGAAACACAAAGAUAAAUAAAAAGCGUAAUGGCGUCAUUACGUUGCCAUGGCGUCUCCGAUUGCAAUAAAACCCAGAUUAUAAGAAAUUUUCAUCAUUAUAUAAUUCAGUUGUGGUAAUCUUUUUCCCAUAUCUUUACUCAUGCCGACGUAGUUAAAGCUCAAACGUGUGAGGUAUCCGCCCAAAAAAACCCAGUCGAGCCACCUUAAAAAAUAAUAAUAAAAUAAUAAAAUUAAAAAAAAACAGAUAAAAACUAAAAACUUAAAAAUACAUGAAUAAGUCAAUUAAAAAGGUAUCUUAGAAAAGUACGUUUUGAGGGAUCGCUUAAAAGAUUUGAGGCUUUGAAUGUUUCUUGUCUCCGCCGGAAGAAUGUUCCACAGUUUGGGCUGAAAAGCUCGGUCACCAAGUGUAGGUAGGCACCGUGCGUUGGCUGAUACCAACAAAGUUGCGUUCCUUGACCUAAGAUUAUAUAUUGACUGGGCAGCGACAGCAAUAAGAUCAACCAGAUAUUGUGGUGCGAGUCCUUAGAGGCACUUGAAUAUUAAUAACACAAUUUUAAAUUCAAUUCUGUAUUUGAUGGGCAACCAGUGAAGAUCUUUUAAAAUGGGAGUGGUAUGACAGAUACGAGGAGUGUUAGUUACAAGUCUGGCAGCAGCAUUUUGAACUCUUCGAAGUUUAUUAAUGUGAAUAGUAGGAACGCCAUAUAAUAGGCUGUUGCAGUUGUCCAAUUUAGUGGUAAUAAACGCAUGGAUAAAGGAUUUGGCGGUUUGAUGAGACAAAUACUUUCUGAUCCUACGUAAAUUGUAGAUAUAAUAAAAAGACGAAUUGCAGAUAUUAUUGACAUGGCUAAGCAUAUCAAGAUUAGAGUCAAACCAUGAUCCCAAGUUUGAUGAUGAUGAUAAUGAUGAUGACGACGAAUAAUUAUAAUGACAAAAACAAAUUUGUUGAAGAGCAUUUAACUUGGCAAAUAGCAAAGUAAGGGAUUUGUUUUCUUACAGGAAAAUACUAUUCGAAAUUGCUAUGCAAAUACUUUCAAAGGUUUGAACCCUUGCUGUCACUGAUAGAAUAAUAAAAGAACGUUUUUUCAUGGCAACCGAUAUUAUAAAUGACAGCAGAUACUUGUAUCGUAAAUCAAAUGUGCUAAAAGAAAAAAUUUAACAUAUAAACUCAUUUAAUUCAUAGGGAAGGAAAUCAGACACCAUAAAGUUGGUGAUUUGUGGAAGCGGAGAUGGAGCACACGUGUUUGCUGGUAUUGCAUCUUCUCGAAAAGACACUGACGUUCGAAUUCUUGCUUUGCAUGAGAAUGAAGCAAAGCGCUGGAAUACUGCACUGCAGCAAAAGAAACUUGAGGUUACAUUUCGUUGUGAAGGUGAAAAAACCUCCAGUAUUGUAUCCAAACCAGCUCUGGUGACAAAAAACCCAGAAGAUGCUAUGCGAGAUGCUCAGAUUGUAAUAUUUAUGAUGUAUGCGUCAUCCUGUCAUCAAGUUUAUUUAGAGGCUUUAGCACCCCACGUUAAACCUGGCACCAUUAUAGUUAGUUUAACAGGGUACCCAGAGUUUGAGUUCCAAGUUCAUCGCGUGCUGGUGGAGGUAGCGCGGCAAUGCACCAUCAUGAAAUUUAAGUCACUUCCUUGGACGUGUCAUAUCACUGAAUUUGGAGUUAAAUGUGAGGUAACUCGUACGAUGAAGACACUGCACGGGAUCGUCAAG
This is a messenger RNA of Porites lobata, 6121 nucleotides long. The record is from the annotation of a GenBank genome assembly. Lineage: Eukaryota; Metazoa; Cnidaria; Anthozoa; Scleractinia; Poritidae.